GACCCCGCAAGGAUCAGGACUCACUUGCUCAUCUGUUCAUGAUGACUGAAAGCUUUCCCCUGCUAGAGCUCCUUCUUAAUGUGAUUGCCCUUCUUCUGCUGCUGUGGCUGCUGGUCCAGCGGAUCCGGAAUAGCCACAGAGCGGACCAUGUAUGGAAAGACCAAAGCUACCUUUGGACUCUGCACAGGUCCUGGUGGAAGCGCAGAGCUGCAAGAGCUCAGAGAGCCUCCUGGGACAACGAUGCAGAGCCGCAAGAGGUCCUGUCCAUCCUGCAGAGUGUAGGAUGGACAUUCAAUGAAGACCGCCUGCGGCGCUUGCUGGGAGACACCCCAGCCUGCAGCGCCCUGAUCACGGAGGCCAAGAGCCUGUUCUCCAGGGAAGGCCCGUCCCACCCGGAGUCCCAGCCCUCCUCCUCUCACGGGCACCCGAAAAGAGGCCCUCGACGUCCCAAGGAGCAAUCCCUGGGAUUUGACAGAGCUUAUUCCUCCUCCUCUUCUCCUUCUUUUUACCCAUCCUUCUCCUCUUGCUCCUGCUCUUCCUCCUCAUUUUACCCAUCCUCCUCCUCCUAUUUUUCCAUGUCCCCCACCCGGAGUCCCCGCAGUGUGGCAGACCCCCUGCCUCCCUCUGCGGCCCCCCGUGACGAAGCGGGGAUGGAACACCAGCACGAAGUCAUCAAACAGUCCCUGGAGCUGCAAGUGCUGGAAAACACCCUCCGGAAGCAAGAGGAUCUGGCCCGGGAGUUGCGAGAGGCUCCGAUUCUUGUGUCGGCCAAGGAGGAUGGAGGCCAAGAGAGCAGAGAGAAGACCCUGUGCCUUAAGCCCAGCCACAUCUCCGGGAAACACGGGUGGCUGCCAUCCAACAUCCAAGAUCCUAUCACCCUACUGGAGGUCAACGUCAGGCAGAAAUAUCUGGCGUUCCUCCUGGGCCUGCAUGAUUUCCAUUAGACCUCCAACUCCACCCCUGGGAGAGGAAGGCGGAGCCGACCCAGCCCCAGUCCCAGUCCCCCACCCAGAGGGGGCAUGGACGCUGGAGGAGACCUACCCAUCUGUCUGCACCCAGGCACUAACACCUGGGCCGGGGAGAGCCCGCAGCUAUCAUCUUGCCUACUCCGGCCCACCUCUCCUGGGGCCGCGGCUGUAACGGUGCCAGGCUCCGUCUCUUCUGCCCCUUCCUGCCCAUGGCCCCCUCUGAUCCUGCUUCCCCCCAACCCUGGGGGGCCUCCUGUUCCAGACCUCUCCCCAUGCCCUUCCUCUGUCCCUAUAAUAAAGUUAUCUCAUAGGUU
Messenger RNA from Ornithorhynchus anatinus (platypus), 1282 nucleotides. RefSeq lists its product as uncharacterized. The record is from RefSeq and is a predicted model, not a curated record. Lineage: Eukaryota; Metazoa; Chordata; Mammalia; Monotremata; Ornithorhynchidae. The coding region runs from base 39 to 944 and encodes 301 amino acids. The transcript is spliced from 4 exons.